GAUGGCCCCCCCAGGGCAGGCCCUGCGGACACCCCUCCCUCCGGCUGGCGGAUGCAGUGCCUAGCGGCAGCUCUUAAGGACGAAACCAACAUGAGUGGGGGAGGGGAGCAGGCCGACAUCCUGCCGGCCAACUACGUGGUCAAGGAUCGCUGGAAGGUGCUGAAAAAGAUCGGGGGCGGGGGCUUUGGAGAGAUCUAUGAGGCCAUGGACCUGCUGACCAGAGAGAAUGUGGCCCUCAAGGUGGAGUCAGCCCAGCAGCCCAAACAGGUCCUCAAGAUGGAGGUGGCUGUGCUCAAAAAGCUACAAGGGAAGGACCACGUGUGCAGGUUCAUUGGCUGUGGCCGGAAUGAGAAGUUCAACUAUGUAGUGAUGCAGCUCCAGGGUCGGAACCUGGCUGACCUGCGCCGCAGCCAGCCCCGAGGAACCUUCACACUGAGCACCACACUGCGGCUGGGCAAGCAGAUCCUCGAGUCCAUUGAGGCCAUCCACUCUGUGGGCUUCCUGCACCGCGACAUCAAGCCGUCAAAUUUUGCCAUGGGCAGGCUGCCCUCCACCUACAGAAAGUGCUACAUGUUGGACUUCGGGCUGGCGCGGCAGUACACCAACACCACAGGAGACGUGCGGCCGCCUCGGAAUGUGGCCGGGUUUCGAGGGACUGUUCGCUAUGCCUCAGUCAAUGCCCACAAAAACCGGGAGAUGGGUCGCCAUGAUGACCUGUGGUCCCUCUUCUACAUGCUGGUGGAGUUCGCAGUGGGUCAGCUGCCCUGGAGGAAGAUCAAAGACAAGGAGCAGGUAGGGAUGAUCAAAGAGAAGUACGAGCACCGGAUGCUGCUGAAGCACAUGCCCUCCGAGUUCCACCUCUUCCUGGAUCACAUCGCCAGCCUUGACUACUUCACCAAGCCCGAUUACCAGUUGAUCAUGUCAGUGUUUGAGAACAGCAUGAAGGAGCGGGGCAUUGCGGAGAACGAGGCCUUCGACUGGGAGAAGGCAGGCACGGAUGCCCUUCUGUCCACGAGCACGUCCACGCCGCCCCAGCAGAACACGCGGCAGACGGCAGCCAUGUUUGGGGUGGUCAAUGUGACGCCAGUGCCCGGGGACCUGCUCCGAGAGAACACCGAGGAUGUGCUGCAGGGCGAGCACCUGAGUGACCAGGAGAAUGCACCCCCAAUCCUGCCUGGCCGGCCCCCUGAGGGGCUGGGCCCUGGCCCCCACCUUGCCCCCCACACUGGGGGUCCCGAGGCUGAAGUCUGGGAGGAGACCGAUGUCAACCGGAAUAAACUCCGGAUCAACAUUGGCAAAACCCCCUGUGUGGUGGAAGAGGAGCAAAACCGAGGUGUGGGGGUCCCCAGCUCUCCGGUCCGUGCCCCCCCAGACUCCCCAACGACCCCAGUUCGUUCUCUGCGCUACCGGAGGGUCAACAGCCCCGAGUCAGAGAGGCUGUCCACAGCAGAUGGACGAGUGGAGCUGCAUGAGCGGAGGUCACGAAUGGAUCUUCCCGGCUCCCCCUCGCGCCAGGCCUGCUCCUCGCAGCCAGCUCAGAUGCUGUCAGUGGACACAGGCCACGCUGACCGGCAGGCCAGCGGCCGCAUGGACGUGUCAGCCUCCGUGGAGCAGGAGGCCCUGAGCAACGCCUUCCGCUCGGUGCCACUGGCCGAGGAGGAAGAUUUUGACAGCAAGGAGUGGGUGAUCAUUGACAAGGAGACGGAGCUCAAGGACUUCCCCCCGGGGGCCGAGCCCAGCACGUCGGGCACCACGGAUGAGGAGCCUGAGGAACUUCGGCCGCUGCCCGAGGAGGGCGAGGAGCGGCGGCGGCCAGGGCCAGAGCACUCCGUCCGGCCCCGGGGACGCAGCAUGCAGACCCUGGCCGAGGAGGACCUGAGGCAGAUGCCAUCCCAGCCCCCGCCACCCCAGCUGAGCCAGGCUGAGGGCAGGUCAGAGACAUCGCAGCCCCCCACGCCAGGCAGCCCUUCCCACUCGCCCCUGCACUCGGGACCCCGCCCUCGACGGAGAGAGUCAGAUCCCACAGGCCCGCAGAGACAGGUGUUCUCCAUGGUGUCUCCGUUCGAGGUGAACGGGCUCCCUCGAGCUGUGCCUCUGAGCCUUCCCUACCAGGACUUCAAGAAAGACCUCUCUGACUACCGCGAACGGGCUCGGUUGCUCAACAGGGUCCGGAGGGUAGGCUUCUCGCACAUGCUGCUCACCACCCCCCAGGUCCCGCUGGCUCCUGUUCAGCCUCAAGCCAAUGGCAAGCAAGAAGAAGAGGAGGAGGAGGAGGAAGAGGAGGAGGAGGACGAAGAGGAAGAGGAGGAGGACGAAGAGGAGGAGGAGGAAGAUGAGGAGGAGGAGGAGGAGGAGGAAGAGGAGGAAGAGGAGGAAGCAGCGGCUCUGGGGGAGAUGCUGGGGCCACGCAGCGGUUCCAGCAGUGAGGGGAGUGAGAGGAGCACUGACCGCAGCCAGGAGGGGGCCCCAUCCACACUGCUGGCGGAUGACCAGAAGGAGUCCAGGGGUCGGGCCUCCAUGGCUGACGGGGACCUGGAGCCUGAGGAGGGCUCCAAAACGCUGGUGCUCGUCUCCCCUGGUGACAUGAAGAAGUCGCCCGUCACUGCCGACCUGGCCCCGGACCCGGACCUGGGCACCCUAGCGGCCCUCACGCCUCAGCACGAGCGGCCCCAGCCCACCGGCAGCCAGUUGGACGUGUCUGAGCCAGGCACCCUCUCCUCUGUCCUCAAGUCCGAGCCCAAGCCCCCUGGGUCUGGAACAGGGCCAGGAGCCGGGGCCGGGGCAGUGACCACAGGAGCAGGGGGAGUGGCGGUCACCUCCUCACCCUUCACCAAAGUCGAGAGGACCUUUGUGCAUAUUGCUGAAAAAACCCACCUCAACGUUAUGUCUUCCGGUGGACAAGGCUCUCAGCCUGAGGAACUGGGCGCUGGGGGCGAGCUGGGCCUGGAGAUGACUUCUGAUGGGAGAGCUGCGGAAGAAGGGGCCUCUAUACCCUUGGAGAAUGGCGUUGCCCAGUCAGGGCUGGAUGUGGCUGAGAUGGAGAGCCACACCCUGCCCGGCCUCCCCCAGGACACCCCCUCGGAGGUGCCCACGGACUCACUGCCCAAUGGCCCAGCCCUUGCCGACGGGCCAGCCCCAGCAUCCCCGCUGGGACCAGGCCCUGAGAAACUGACCGCCAGUUCCCCCAGCCACCAGGCCAGGCCAGGCCCUCGCCUCAGGAGCCGUAUACCUGUCUUGUUGUCUGAGGAGGACACAGGCUCAGAGCCCUCGGGCUCACUGUCGGCCAAAGAGCGGUGGGGCAAGCGGGCUCGGCCACAGCAGGACCUGGCCCGGCUGGUGAUGGAGAAGAGGCAGGGCCGCCUGCUGUUGCGACUGGCCUCUGGGGCUUCGUCCUCCUCCAGUGAGGAGCAGCGCCGAGCCUCUGAGACCCUCUCAGGCACCGGCUCCGAGGAGGACACACCUGCCUCCGAGCCUGCGGUGCCCAGGAGGGCUGGCCGGGCACUACUCGCCCGGAGCCGGAUCCCCCGCCCCAUCAGCAUCCGCAUGCCCACGCAGGUGCAGGCGCCGGCUGCAGCCCAGCAGCCCUCCGGAGGACCCCCUGGCACAGCCCUGGCAUCUGACACAGCCAUCACCAGCAGGCUCCAGCAGCAGAAGCCGCCAGGGUCAGCCACUCCCGCGGAC
Condylura cristata (star-nosed mole) is the source of this 3681-nucleotide messenger RNA. RefSeq names its product tau tubulin kinase 1 (gene TTBK1). Gene Ontology annotation, cellular component: nucleus; cytoplasm. The record is from RefSeq and is a predicted model, not a curated record. The transcript is spliced from 14 exons. The annotation marks the transcript as partial. NCBI's taxonomy places the organism in Eukaryota, Metazoa, Chordata, Mammalia, Eulipotyphla, Talpidae. Gene Ontology annotation, molecular function: protein serine/threonine kinase activity; ATP binding. Gene Ontology annotation, biological process: peptidyl-tyrosine phosphorylation; signal transduction; peptidyl-serine phosphorylation.